AUGGAGGCCUUGCUCGAAUCUCUACUAAGUGCACCGGAUCAGUUCUUGAGCAGUAACGGAUUGAAGAUUGAUGAAUGUUUCUCUGAGAAGAUCAUUUCGACAAUCAAGAAUCAUCAAAGUGAGGAAGCAUUUUACAUGCUGGAUUUGGGUGUUGUCGCAAACCUCAUGGAUACCUGGAAACGAAAUCUUCCAAUGGUCCAACCCUUCUACGCUGUUAAGUGCAAUACACAUCCGGAUCUCCUCGCCACCAUGGUGGCUCAUGGCUCCAGUUUCGACUGUGCAAGUCGGUCCGAGAUUGAAUCCAUUUUGGCUCUGGGGGUUUCUCCGGAUCACAUUAUCUAUGCUAAUCCCUGUAAAGCUAGCUCUCACAUCAAGUACGCUGCUAAAGUUGGCGUUAACCUAACCACUGUCGACUCACUGGAUGAGAUUGAGAAGAUCCGGAAAUUGCACCCAAAAGGUUCUUUACUGAUCCGCAUUAAAGCUCCGGACGAGAGUGGGAGCAGGUGGCCAAUGAGUUCCAAGUACGGUGCUCUUCCCGAAGAAGUACCUCAACUCCUCCAAGCCGCUCAAACUGCAGGACUCAAAGUUUCCGGGGUGGCAUUUCACAUAGGGAGCAAAUCCCGCAAUUCUCAGGCAUACAAAACAGCCAUACAGGCAGCUAAGGCGGUUUUUCAAGAGGCGGAUAGGCUCUGCAUGCCUCCCAUGCAUGUGUUGAAUAUUGGCGGUGGCUUCGUCUCCGAUGCAUUGUGCUUUGAAGCUGCGGCAGAAGCCGUGAAAACUGCCGUGCACAGGUAUUUUUCAGAAGAGGAGCGACGCAGCUUAACUGUGAUUGCCGAGCCCGGUCGGUUCUUUGCAGAGACGGCUUUCACGCUUGCCACCAAUAUCAUCGGGAAGCGAGUGAGAGGGGAGGUCAGACAUUACUGGCUCAACGAAGGGUUCCAUGGCUCCAUGAUGCGUGUGGAUCGCGCUGCGCUAGUUCGAUCCUGCAUUUCUCUUAAAUGCAUGUCCAAUAACAAUGGUAACGACAAUGAGAAGAACCCAGGCAUGAUGGUAAUGCAUGACGGUGGUGCUCGCACUUUCAGUUCGAUUGUGUUUGGUCCGACGUGCGAUCCGAUUGACAAGGUGUCGGAGGGUCACCAAUUACCUGAACUAGAGGUGAAUGAUUGGUUGGUGUUUCGGAAUAUGGGUGCUUAUACCUUAUCGUGUAGCAACAACUUCAAUGGUUUUAGCUCAGCCAAGAUCACCUACCUUACUAACUGA
Messenger RNA from Fragaria vesca subsp. vesca, 1260 nucleotides. Its product is annotated as ornithine decarboxylase-like. The record is from RefSeq and is a predicted model, not a curated record. Gene Ontology annotation, molecular function: ornithine decarboxylase activity. Lineage: Eukaryota; Viridiplantae; Streptophyta; Magnoliopsida; Rosales; Rosaceae. Bases 1 to 1260 code for a protein of 419 amino acids. The transcript has a single exon. Gene Ontology annotation, cellular component: cytoplasm.